AUGCGAGCUCUGGUGACUGGUAUGCUUUGGAGGACGUUUUUAUUGACACCCUUCAAACUCAUUAAAGUAUUUCUUCAUGAGGCAAGCCAUGCAAUUGCUUGUAAGCUUACAUGUGGUGAGGUAGAGGGCAUUCAAGUUCAUGCAAAUGAAGGUGGGGUCACUCAGACACGUGGCAGUAUCUAUUGGUUGAUCUUGCCAGCUAGAUAUCUCGGUUCAUCGUUUUGGGGAAUGGCUCUCAUACUUGCAUCAACAAAUCUACUCACCGCAAGGAUUGCUGCCGGUUGUCUUAUUCUUUCCCUUCUUAUUGUCCUCUUCAUAGCCAAAAAUUGGACACUUCGUAGGCUUUGCAUUGGAUUUAUCGUUUUUAUCGGUGUUAUUUGGCUGCUGCAAGAACUGACUACAGUUCGUAUUCUUCGCUACAUUAUUCUCUUUAUUGGUGUUAUGAAUAGUUUGUUUUCAGUUUACGAUAUAUAUGACGAUUUGAUAUCUCGAAGAGUGCACUCGAGCGAUGCUGAGAAGUUUGCAGAACUCUGCCCUUGUCCUUUCGCCGGUGUUUACACCGUUUGUGGCGUCGACGGCCACGUCAUCGCUGCCGACUACGACGACACAAUACUGACUUACAGUGUCGCCGUCGACCACCAUAUAAGUCAACUCGACUGGCGAGAAACCACCGGCGGCAGCGAGAUCAAGGCUGACGGAGCAGAGCCGGAGUCAUCCUGGACAUAG
Molecule: messenger RNA, 726 nt
Organism: Striga hermonthica
Lineage: Eukaryota; Viridiplantae; Streptophyta; Magnoliopsida; Lamiales; Orobanchaceae
Source: the annotation of a GenBank genome assembly